Molecule: messenger RNA, 3007 nt
Organism: Lagopus muta (rock ptarmigan)
Lineage: Eukaryota; Metazoa; Chordata; Aves; Galliformes; Phasianidae
Product: macrophage mannose receptor 1-like
Exons: 23
Coding region: 184-2757 (857 amino acids)
Molecular function (GO): signaling receptor activity
Source: RefSeq, a predicted model, not a curated record
AGUGGAUGGCAAUGGGCUGGGGGCAGUCCUUUCAGAUAUUUAAACUGGGCUCCAGAGGAAAAGAAUACAACAAAACAGAACAAAACAGAUAAAAGAAAACCUCUUUCAUAGGAAAGAAGAACUGCAAAAUUCUUGAGACAUGCAAGAAGUCCUUCCCCAGAUCCUGGGAAAAUCUGUGGCACAAUGAAUCCCAGACAGAAUGCUAAAUGGGAAAACCAAGCAUGCAACCAGAGAUUUGGCUACAUCUGUAAAAAGAGAAAAAUAAAUUCAAAAUUUGACAAUAUAACCAGAGAGGAAAUGAGACCUACUAAAUGCACAGAAGGUUGGUGGCCAUAUGCAGGCCACUGCUACAGCAUUCAAAGAGAAUCCAAAGCGUGGAAGGAUGCCCUGACUUCAUGUAAGAGGCAGGAUGGAGACUUGGCCAGUGUCCACACCAUUGCUGAAUACAGCUUUCUGGUGUCACAGCUUGGUUACAAGCCAACAGAAGAGCUGUGGCUGGGCCUAAAUGACCUGAAGGCUCAUUUCUACUUUGAGUGGAGUGAUGGGACCCCUGUGACGUUCACCACAUGGCAGCGCAGACAUCCCACCUAUAGGAACGGUUUAGAGGACUGUGUUGUUAUGAAGGGACAGGAUGGGUACUGGGCAACUGAUGUUUGUGAUAGGCAACUUGGUUACAUCUGUAAAAAGAAGCCCUCAUCAAAGUCUCUUGAAGAAAAGAUCAAGGACCCAGGCUGCCAGGAAGGUUGGAAAAGAUUUAGUUUUCACUGUUAUUUGGUGGGUUCUGCACUUGCAACCUUCUCAGACGCAAAUAAGACAUGUGAGAAGAGCAAAGCUUAUCUAGCUACAGUGGAAACCAGGAAUGAGCAAGCUUUCCUGAUUAGUCUGACUGGGCUGAGGUCUGAAAAGUAUUUCUGGCUCGGUCUCUCUGACACAGAAGAGCAAGGGAUGUUCAGGUGGACCAGUGGUGAAACUCCUUCCUUCACACACUGGAAUUCAGCAAUGCCAGGGAAAGAGCAAGGCUGCGUUGCCAUGGGAACUGGAGCCAAUGCUGGAUUAUGGGAUGUCAUUAGCUGCCAGGAGACAGCAAAUUUCCUUUGCAAGCAGCGGGCAGUGGAAGUGCUACCGCCAGCUCCUCCUGCCCAGGUCCCAGCAGCAUCCUGUGCCCAGGGUUGGGAUGGAGCCCCACAGGCAGACUCCUGCUUCAAGUUCUUUGUGAGGGACAAAAACCUAAAGAAGAAUUGGUUUGAAGCUGAAGAAUUCUGUAGAGAAAUAGGAGGAAAUCUGGUCACAAUCAAUUCAAAAGAAGAUCAAGUUUUUAUAUGGCAGUUAGCAUUGGAAAAAGGACUGCAAACUCAGGGUUUCUGGAUGGGUUUGUUUCUCUUAAAUCCUGACGAAGGAUUUGCCUGGAUUGAUGGUUCUCCUGUAAUUUAUGAGAACUGGGAUGAAGAUGAACCUAAUAAUGAUAAAGGAAUUGAGCACUGUGUUAUGUUUAAUAGAUCACCACAAAUGCGCUGGAAUGACUUGUACUGUGAACAUUUGCUUAAUUGGAUUUGUGAAACUAAAAAAGGUACACUGCUCAAACCUGAACCAAACAACAAACAUGAAUAUCAAGCUGUACAAACUGCUGAUGGGUGGAUUAUAUACAAAGAUAAGCAGUACUAUUUCAGCAGAGAACGUGUCCCUAUGGAAAAAGCACGGAGAAUUUGCCAGAGGAACUUUGCAGAUCUCGUUGUCAUUGAGGAUGAAAAUGAAAGACAGCUUAUUUGGAAAUAUAUUAACAGAAAACUGGGUGGUGUAUUUCUCCAAGAGGAAUCAUAUUUCAUUGGCUUAUUUGUCAGUUCUGAUCGGAAGCUCAGCUGGCUGGGUAAAACCCCUGUGAACUAUGUUGCCUGGGCUCCGGGCGAACCCAAUUAUUCACAUAACGAUGAAAACUGUGUGGUAAUGAGAAAAGAUUUUGGCUUUUGGAACGAUGUAAACUGUGGUUUGAAAAAUGCCUUCAUCUGUGAAAGGCAGAAUUCAACUUACUCAGGAUUUGUUCCCACUGUACUUCCGCCUCUGGGAGGAUGUCCUGAAAUGUGGAUUUUGUUUCAAAAUAAGUGUUAUAAAAUAGUUGGGUCCAGGCAAGAAGAGAGACUGACUUGGUACUCAGCAAGAAGUGCUUGUAUAGAACUAGGGGGAAAUUUAGCCUCUAUACACAAUGCUCAAGUACAAGCAUUCCUCACUUUCCAUCUAAAGGAUGUCACGGAUGAGACUUGGAUAGGAUUAAAUGAUAAGCAUUCAUAUGUUUGGACAGAUGGAAGCCCUUAUGAUUAUGCAUGUUGGGCAAGAGGAUUCCCCUUGGGUAAAUACAGUAGAGUUGGCUGGAAGACUGACUGUAUUGCAAUGACGGUAAGAUCUGUAAAUGAAGUAGGGAAGUGGGAAAACACAGACUGCCAUCACAACAAAAGCUAUAUUUGCCAGAUGGACAGCAAGCCUGAACUAUUCCAUUCCACAACUGCUCCGGAUUCUGACUUCUUCCAUUAUGGUAACAGUAGCUAUUUAAUCAUUCCUUCUAAAAUGAGUUGGGAAGAAGCAAGAAAAGCCUGCAGGGUGAAAUCUUCAGAGCUUGCCAGCAUUUCAGAUUAUUACAGUAAUAUAUUUCUCCUGCUCCAGGCAGCACAAUAUGGCGAGCCCUUAUGGAUUGGACUCAAUAGCAAUAUGAGUUAUGGGUACUACAGAUGGAGUGAUAAAAGGAAAAUUGAUUUUUCUAAUUGGUAGUAUGAAGAACCAAAAGAGAAAAUAGCAUGUGUCUUCCUAGAUCUCAGUGGGGAAUGGAAAACAGCACCUUGUAAUGAAAAACACUUUUCUGCCUGCAAAAAAUCUGAGGAUAUACUUUCUUCUGAUCCUCCACAGGAUAUUGGAAGAUGUCCUCAGUCAGGUCACACAGCUUGGAUUCCUUUCCGUAGCUACUGCUAUUACUUUAAUGCCAAUGAAAUGAGCUGGGUUCAGUCUGUGACUCGAUGCAUUC